AUGUUAAUCUGCGUAGCUAAAGGAAGCCAGGUGCUCAGCGGCCCCCAUAUCCACAGAAACGUUUCUCUCAAAUGCAUGCAGGACACUGACGAAUUCCUUUCCGACUUGAAUUCAGUGGAGCCCAAAGAAUACGCUCUGAGAAUGUAUGACUCGGUCGGGAAGCUUGGGAGCAAUAUUCUUAACGGAAACGUGGACAGGCUGGGAUCGUACAGCGAGUGCCUCUCCGCCCGGGCUCCCUCGGGGCGCUUCCAAGGACAGUACUGCAAGUUUCAGAUCCUGCAGGAUGGAGCUGCAUACAGCGUGGGAGUGUGUGUCCCUGAUUCUUGCACCGAAGAGGACGUGACCGUGAUGUCUCGGCUGGAUAUUUUCAGAUUCAGAAAUACUUCGUUUUUGGCCCCUUCUCUCUCUCUCUUUGCAAUCAAUUCUUCCUCCUCAUCUGGCACGGGCGCGGCUAGAUGUGCUACUGGAACGUUCCCCCUCGACACCUUUGUGGCCAUGUGUCUCUGCCUCACCUCGCUGGGCCUCCUCCUUCCCCUGGCUGGGACUGUCUAUGUGGCGGCCAGGGGGCGGGGGCCCGACUACAGGGAGUCACCCUCACAUCGGGCACGACCGGCCACCGACGGGAGCCUGCCUCUGAGAGAGACACAGAGGAGUGACCCAGGAAACAGAGCGGGUGGCCUGGCCCACCUCUCACUCUCAGGAACCCCGAGCAGAGGACAAAGAUUUUUAGGAGCCACGGAGCAUGCUCUGAAAUGCUUUUCGUGGCAGAAGAACGUGCCGGCCAUCCGGACCACAGAGACGCCCGCGGGGGGCGUGUGCUCUGCGCUGAAUGGCAUCCGGGCUCUGAGCCUCCUCUGGAUCAUAUCCGGGCACACCAGUCAGAUGACUGCCUGGCUGUCUUUGGAUAAUGUGCUUGAGUGGAAAAGCAGAGUGCUUAAAAAUCCACUGUACCUUUAUUCUCGGAGUGGCCCAUUCUAUCUUGGGGUUGACACGUUCUUCCUGAUCAGUGGUUGGCUAAGCGCAAGGUCAUUUCUAAGGAUGCAUCAGAAUUCGGACAAAGGAACAACCCUUAAUGUCAUCCUCAGAUACUUCCUCAGCCGCCUUACAAGGUUGCAGCCCCUUCACAUGUAUUCGGUGUGCUUGCUGGCUGGAUUGUUCUCUCUUGUUCCCUGGGGACCCGUCUGGGAAGUGCCCAAGUUCCACGUGGAUAACUGCCGGCGAGCGUGGUGGACGAAUCUGCUGUUGCUAAAUAAUUUCCUGUGGGUCCAAAAUGCGUGUAAUGGCUGGACGUGGUACCUGGCCAACGAUUUUCAGUGCCAUCUCAUCACGCCGGCGAUCGUCCUCAUCCACAGAAAAAGUAAACAUGUCCUUGUCCUCCUCGGGGCCAUGCUGUUCUUGGCAUCUUUCACUGCCACAGCUCUGCUCACCCUGGCUUACUCCCUUCCGGUCGCAGCUCCGUCAGAAGCAAGUGAAAACGUGACUGUGUUGUACUUCUCCGAGUACUACACGAAGCCCUACUGCAGAUUCGGACCAUUCCUCGUGGGGCUCUUUCUGAGCAUUUUCAUGCACCAAAACCACCAGGCAAACAUUCUUAAAACCAAGACGCAGGCCCUGCUGGGGUGGACUUGCUCCCUGGCCACCCUGUUCGCAGUGGUCGCUCUGGCGUAUGCAGUGGAUGAUACUUCUGUCACCUCUUCACCUGCCGUUGCUGUGUACCAGGCCCUCCACCGGACCCUGUGGGCGGCAGCCGUGGGCUGGGUCCUGUUGGCAUGUCAGGAAGGCUAUGGAGGUUCUACCGACAUGCUCAGGGACUGCACAGAUCUGGGCCAGAAACCACCGAGUCCUUUCCAGAGGCUGGCAGCCCAUGAUUUCCGGAUCCGCGCUGGGAAUGGGACGGACAUGUGCACAGAGAGCUGGAAGCCGUACGACUGGCUGGGACUGGAGGGAACCGGAAGGCGCCUUGGCUACUCGGGAAAUGGAUUUGCGGCGGAGAGCUUCUCUUUCCCGAGUGAUGCCGUCGGGGCACAGCCCCCUGUGUUCUGGGGUGUGAACCCUUCUCCUAGGAACGCGGAGCAGACGCGAGUUCGUGUGGCCCUUCUGUGGUUUAAGGCUCCGCCUUGUCGGUGGCCGGGCUGCUGCUCUGCAAGAGGGUUCCAGACAGAUCCCUCCACCAAUGGUGCCCGCUACCAGAGCAAGAGCACCACCAAAAGCUUGAUGCUUCCACCGUCACUCUGGUGA
Puma concolor (puma) is the source of this 2238-nucleotide messenger RNA. The record is from RefSeq and is a predicted model, not a curated record. NCBI's taxonomy places the organism in Eukaryota, Metazoa, Chordata, Mammalia, Carnivora, Felidae.